UUUUGGAGGAAGUGAACAGAUCUCGGCUAGCAGAUAGCGCGUUAGCUCGACAGGAAAGGCGAGCGUCAACGGUAACGGGGCGAAACAGACCAUUGUACCAAGUGGCCUCCGUUAGACGAACAGCGAUAGACAUCGGCGCCCGCAGUGUUGAGUUGGACACAUCGAGGUAGCUGCGAAGCUAACUGUCGGAGGUUGCUUCGCUGUCGACUUUUUAAAACGUCUUGUUUUCGCACAGGAGCCGUUAGCCUGUUAGCUAGCCUGUUCGCUAGCCGACGUUUCAACCAGAAGAAAAGUCCAGUUUUGAUUUUUGAUUUUUGAUUUUUUUUUUACCCCAGGAUCCUCGCCCAGCUGUGGCACAAUGACAUCAAGGAAGAAAGUACUACUCAAAGUCAUCAUCCUCGGAGACUCUGGAGUUGGGAAGACCUCAUUGAUGAACCAGUAUGUGAAUAAGAAGUUCAGUAACCAGUACAAAGCCACAAUAGGCGCUGAUUUCCUGACGAAAGAAGUCAUGGUGGAUGACAGACUUGUCACGAUGCAGAUUUGGGACACGGCGGGUCAGGAGAGAUUCCAGUCCUUAGGCGUGGCGUUCUACCGUGGAGCAGAUUGCUGCGUCCUGGUGUUUGACGUGACGGCACCCAACACCUUCAAGACUCUCGACAGCUGGAGGGACGAGUUCUUGAUCCAGGCCAGUCCUCGAGACCCGGAGAAUUUCCCCUUUGUGGUGCUGGGCAACAAGAUAGACUUGGAGAACAGACAGGUGACAACCAAGCGAGCACAGGCUUGGUGCCAAAGCAAGAACAACAUUCCAUAUUUCGAAACCAGCGCCAAGGAGGCGAUCAAUGUGGAGCAGGCCUUCCAGACUAUCGCACGCAACGCCCUCAAACAGGAGACCGAAGUGGAGUUGUACAACGAGUUUCCCGAGCCGAUAAAGCUGGACAGGAACGAGCGAGCCAAGCCGUCAGCGGAGACCUGCAGCUGCUGAGGGCUCUGAAGAUCUUUGGAGGGGUGUUGGGGGGCUGUCUCUGCCCUCACUAACCUUUCCUGCCUUGUCUAUAUAUCCCUUAUCCCAUGGCCCACUGUGUUAAUCCUGAAAGCCCAACAUACAAGCAGCACCCCACUCAUCCGAGUACUACAAACUAAUGUGCUGCACUCACCUUCUUAUGUAUCCAAAACACACAUUUUCUAUCAAAUAUGAGUCUCCUAGCCCAAAGAGCAUCUUAAAGAAAAAUAUUAUGGAAUUCACUCGUACGAUGCUUAUUUCCUUCCCAGUGUUUCCGCACAUACUUUUUCAUGACGGUGGUGGUUUGGACUAACCUGGUUUUUGGUUCCAUAUAGAUCACUGUUUUCAUGCUCAGUUUUGGUUCCAACUCCUUUUUUUUUAUUUGGUAAAUAGAAACAUUAUAUCUUCAUGUUUGUGUUGAGAGGAAACGUGCCCCCCCGCCCCCCCCCCUCAUUUGUGUUGUGGCUUAAAUUUGUUAUUAUCAAAAACAGUCGUGGCCAUGGUUUCACUUUACCUCAUACAGUCUAUAAAAAAUUUUUAAAAAAGAACUCAGCUGAAGUAGUAAAGGAUCAGAAAUGUGAAUUUGCAUGUGGGUCACAAUCAUGUGCUGCCUGCUGAUUCUCAUUGAUUGGCACAUAAUCGAAAAAAUCCCAUUUGGUGACAGGUUUUAUUUUUUAUUUUUUUGCACUUUGCUGUCAGCCACAAAUACUUACGACUCUCUUAAGAAUCUCACUUUGGAGCUGCAAUAAAUGCUAUUGUAGCUCAGGUUGAGGACAUAGUUAUUCCAGACUUGGCUCCUUGAUGUAAGUGCUGUCCCUCUAUUGGGAAAAUGAGGGUUCAUCUCGUAAUCAGUUAUUCUUGGUACAACAUCUGCCGUGGGAAUGAACCAAACGACGAUAGCAUGUCAUUCUACCCGAUAGCCCCGGAGGAGAUAUUUUUCUCAAGUAUAAAUAUAAUAAUAACGGAGUACUAUUAGUUAGUAGAUUUGUUUUUACUGUCAAACUAUUGCAAGACUUUGUAUAUUUGCAAACCUCUCAAUCACUGUGUGGGGAAGGCAAAAAGUUGUGUUGUAAAUCUCCAUAUCCGAUUUUGCCAGUUGCUCAUGUUGGCAAACAAUUUAAGUGCUUGACAUUUCUUUUAACCGAUCAGAUCUUUAACUGUCUGUUCGUAUUAUGUUAAAACUUUGAAAUGCAUUAUAGAUUACAAGAUAGCAUACAUAUUGUAACUUUUGAAAGAAGAAAAAAAAGAAGUCUGGGGAAGUAUUGGCAUUCAUCAUUAUUAUAUCAUUAAUAUGAUAAAUGCAUAGCAUCUACAUUGUUUCGAAAUGUCUUCGCGUUUCAAGUAAUAAGGGUAAUAAAAAAUGUUGAUUAAA
Messenger RNA from Cyclopterus lumpus (lumpfish), 2372 nucleotides. RefSeq names its product ras-related protein rab7. Gene Ontology annotation, biological process: phagosome-lysosome fusion; endosome to lysosome transport. Bases 359 to 982 code for a protein of 207 amino acids. Gene Ontology annotation, molecular function: GTP binding; GTPase activity. NCBI's taxonomy places the organism in Eukaryota, Metazoa, Chordata, Actinopteri, Perciformes, Cyclopteridae. Gene Ontology annotation, cellular component: lysosome; phagocytic vesicle; late endosome. The record is from RefSeq and is a predicted model, not a curated record. The transcript has 6 exons.